GCUCAGUUCCAAUCACUGCACCGGCCUCGCUCCUGUUCCCACAUCUCUCGGCCCCGCCCCACUCGUCUCGUGCAGGUGAUGCUUUUAUGGCAAAGUUAGCAGCUAAUUGGCAAGGUCCUGCUGAAGUAGUGUCACAGGUUAACAGGUUUAAUUACAAAGUAAAAAUGCUAGAUAAUCAGGAUGGCAUUGACCCAUAUUAUAUUGAAAAAUUUAAACCCUUCUUUGGGGCUGUUCAGUCUUUUCCUAAAGGGGAGGGUGUGUAACAGUUUACAUUAUAUUUAUUGUUACUGUGUUUCUUCUCCUCAACACUAGGGGACUAUGUCCUCCAGUAUAAGGGAGAGGACUCCAAUAUAAAGCAGAGAGAGUAAGUAAAGUUGUGGGGUGGUUGGUUUUAAUGGAAAGGCAGGAUGUUUGAGUGAUAGCUCAUUGUCUUCAUCCUUUGUUAGGCCAGAGAUGGGAAAAUGUUUUUCUACUGAAUCCCUGAGCCUUGUGUUAAAUUAAGUGUAUGUUACACAUGGUCUUGAGUCAAGUUGCGCUAUUAGACUAUGAUAAGUUCAACCGAAAAAUGCAUGUGGGAAAUGCCAUUGGAUUAUAUACAGACAGUCUGUGUAUUAUUCAUGGACUGAUUCAACGUGCCAUCGCUGGUAUUGGAAUGCUCUGUAUAAAACUGUUGGCAACGCCAAACAAUGCUGGAAACACAGGUUUUUGUAGAACAUAUUUCAUGGAAUGUUUUGAAGGAACUGAUUUGGACGUAUUAAGGCAAAGGGGUGAAAUGGUUGUUUAUGUGGGGAGGUUGCUUGUUUGUAUAAACUAUGUCACUUUAAUAUAUCAUCAGUAUCAACAACUCAAUGGAUUGUAUCCCAUAUUUUCAUGUUGGUUUUUGCUAAACUGUUUGAAAGAGUUUGUUACAAUUUAAGACAUGUGCCUAGUUCUAUCAUACAUGGACAGUAAAUAAUUACUAAAUAUUGAUACACUGCAUUAUUAAACUUAAACGUUUGUAAUUGGUCCAAAGUUGUCACGACAUCAUUGCUUAAGCAUUCUGAGAUUAUGAGUGUGCAGGUGCAGCCACAUUAUGUGAUCAUUUCCUUGUUGUUAUUCUUUGUAAAAUUAUAUUCUGGAGGGUGUUUGAUCGAUCUUCUACAUAAACAAAAGUUAAGUAAAGAAAUAAAAGGAUUGGGUGUGGUGACAGGUAAAGCAGGUCUCACAGUAUCUCCAGUAAGAAAGUAUAUUUAUUGGACUUGGGAAGCAAAGCAGCUAUUACUAUUAAGGCAGUUUCAGCUGGAACUUCUAUUAGCUGAGACCUGAGAACUGACUUCAGCAAUGGCGGAUCCUUUGUCCUUCCUGGAAGAGGAUUUGACAUGUCUCAUCUGUUGUGAUGUCUUCACCGAUCCAGUCACAUUGAAGUGUAGCCACAGUUUGUGUGAGAAAUGUCUCCAGCAUUUCUGGACGACUCAAGAUGUGCCGCGGUGUCCGGUCUGUCGGAAGGAAUGCUCUCACGACGAACCCACCAAGAGCCUGGCGUUCAGAGCACUCUGUGAGUCCUUCAAGAAGAGGAAACCCUCCGCUGUUUCAGCAGACGUUUGUCCAGAACAUGAAGAAAAGUUCAAACUCUUCUGCUUUGUGGACAAGCAGCCAAUCUGUGUGGUCUGUUACACAUCAAAGAAGCACGAAGAUCACAAGUGUUCACCUGUCAACGAGGCAGCUGGGAAUUUAAAGGAGGAUCUCAAGACACAAAUGGACAGAUUACAGGUGACACUCGGUGGCCUCAAGAAAGCCCAUGAGAGCUGUGUUAAAAAGGUUGAGCUCAUUAAGGAAUGCAUCAGUAUGGAUGAAAACCAGAUAAAGGAGGAAUUUGAGAAAUUCCAUCAGUUUCUGAGAGAUGAGGAAGAGAAACAGAUCAGAUCUUUGCAUAAAGAAAAGAAACCUCAAGAUGAGAAACUCCAGGCAAGAAUGAAGGAGCUCUCCGCACAGAUAUCAGAUCUGUCUGAGAGGAUGGCAGCCGUCUGGCAGGAAAUAGAAACUGAAAACAUCACAUUUCUCCAGAAUUACUGCAACACCCUACAAAGACUCCAAAACCCAUCAGUAGCAAACACAGUCCCUGAACUACAGGAAUAUCAGCACUAUCCCAUUCAGACAAUAAUCUUCACCACAUGGAUCAAAAUGCAGAACCUCAAUGAACACCCUCCUGUCACUCUGGACCCAGACACAGCAUCCAGUAAACUGCUGGUGUCAGAGGAUUGCACCAGUGUUCAUUGUGUGGAAAAUAAAAUGAGUGUGUUUGAUAACCCAGAGAGAAUGUAUGUAGGAGUGCUGGGCUCACAGGGCUUCAGCUCAGGUGUGCACUGCUGGGACGUGCAGGUAGAAAACAACAGUCACUGGACGCUGGGAGUGGUGUCGGAAACAGUAGACCGCAAAAAAAAUUACAAAACGUAUCCGAAGAGGCAUUUCUGGUGUUUUCAUUACAUGAAUUCUACAUACAAGCAAGGAAAUGAUUCUGUCAGCAAUAUUAAUUGCUUUUUUGGGAGGCCAAAUAUCAUCCGACUGCAGCUGGACUUUGAUGAAGGAGAGCUGAGAUUCAUCGACCCUUCUAGAAACAGGAUUCUGUGCACCUACACCGGUGGAUUUCCAGAGAAAGUGUUCCCAUAUUUCUGUACUGAAGAUACGUUAAGGCCACUUAACAUUUUCUUUUCAAAUAAACAAAAAUUGUAAACCACAACUAACACAACAUUUCUUGUACAUAUGUUGUGUUUUGUGCACGUGACAAGAUAAUCCUCAAAUGCAACCUAACGAGUGUUUUUAGGGCCACUGUAUACCAAGCUAAGUGAUCAUUUAAUCAAGUAAUGUUUAAAUGUAUAGGGUGAAGCAUUAUAACUAUAACAAAUUAUUUAAUGUGAUUAUCAAUGAACAAAAAAAUAAAGGCUUUUUG
Molecule: messenger RNA, 2926 nt
Organism: Carassius auratus (goldfish)
Lineage: Eukaryota; Metazoa; Chordata; Actinopteri; Cypriniformes; Cyprinidae
Product: zinc-binding protein A33-like
Exons: 6
Coding region: 1321-2709 (462 amino acids)
Molecular function (GO): zinc ion binding; protein binding
Source: RefSeq, a predicted model, not a curated record